AUGUUCAAACAAUUAAACGGAGCAUUGAUGGCAUAUGACGUAAAUAAUAGAAAUUCUUUUGAAGAUACUCAAAAAUGAAUAAAAAUCAUUGAAGAUAACGCACCAAAAGAUACUGCUAUCAUAUUUGAAGAUUAUUUGAUCAAAAAUGUUUCCAGGCUUUUUCUCAGGCUUUGGUUGAAUUUUUUUCUCUUAGGACUUAUCGGGAAUUUAGAGACUUACCCAUGUCUGAUGGAAAAAAAUCCUCCAGAGCUGGGGAAAUGUCUGAAAGGGAAAUACCAAUGAGGAAAACAUUAUGAAACUAAUCAUAUUAGUUGCUAAUAAAUACGAUCAGCCUAUAACAGUUUCUGAAAGAGAUGGGAAGUCUUUGGCUGACUUUUAUAAAAUUAAUCUUAUAUUAGCAUGCGCAAAGAUGGGAGAUAAUGUUGAGGCGCUUUUAAAGAAAUGAUAA
Molecule: messenger RNA, 448 nt
Organism: Blepharisma stoltei
Lineage: Eukaryota; Ciliophora; Heterotrichea; Heterotrichida; Blepharismidae
Source: the annotation of a GenBank genome assembly